Ictalurus punctatus (channel catfish) is the source of this 1249-nucleotide messenger RNA. It is a transcript of the gene gtf2f2a, whose product is annotated as general transcription factor IIF, polypeptide 2a. The record is from RefSeq and is a predicted model, not a curated record. Lineage: Eukaryota; Metazoa; Chordata; Actinopteri; Siluriformes; Ictaluridae. Gene Ontology annotation, biological process: transcription by RNA polymerase II; transcription initiation at RNA polymerase II promoter. Gene Ontology annotation, cellular component: transcription factor TFIIF complex. The transcript is spliced from 8 exons. The coding region runs from base 140 to 889 and encodes 249 amino acids.
AACAUUACAGCAUUGUGUGUGUGUGUGAGGCGGAACAUACACAUUUCUAAAAAAAAAAAAAAAAAAAUUGAUUACAUUAAAAGUUCCCGAUGAAAUUAUAACAUUAUGAAAAUCUAAAAUAUCGACAGGAGCAUUAAGAAUGUCAGACAGAGGAGAUGUGGAUUUAACCGGAGCCAAACAAAACACAGGAGUCUGGUUGGUUAAAGUACCGAAGUAUUUGUCUCAGCAAUGGGCCAAAGCGCCAGGACGAGGAGAAGUGGGAAAACUCCGAAUUGGCAAGAAUCAGGGCAAGGCAGAGGUGUCCUUCACGCUGAACGAGGACCUGACCAUGAUCGAGAGCAUGGGGGAGAAGGUGUCCAUGGUGCGAGCGCCUCGGGAACACCCGUUCACCCUGCAGACGGUCGGGGGACAGACCCUGGCUGUUUUCACAGAGACGUCCUCAGACAAAAUAGCGCUGGAAGGCUUGGUGGUGCAGCGAGCCGAGUGCAGAGCAGCCGCCAACGAGCACUACAUGAGGUUAAAAAGGCUGCAGAUCGAGGAGUCGUCGAAGCCCCACCGCUUCUCUCAGCAGCUGGAUAAAGCAGUCACCACCAACUACAAACCUGUGGCCAACCACGCUUAUAAUCUGGAUUAUGAGAAAAAGAAGAAGGAAGAAGGUAAAAGAGCGCGAGCGGACAGGCAGCAGGUGUUGGACAUGCUGUUCUCUGCGUUUGAGAAGCACCAGUAUUACAACAUUAAAGACCUGGUAGACAUCACCAAACAGCCUGUGAUCUACCUGAAGGAGAUCCUGCGCGACAUCGGUAUCUACAACGUGAAGGGAACGCAUAAGAACACCUGGGAGCUGAAGCCCGAGUACAGACAUUACCAGAACGAAGAGAAGAGCGACUGAGCAGCUUCGUCCUCUCCGGCGCCGAUCCAUAAACCGCUUUCCGAAGCGUCUCGUCUCACUGUAACAGAAGCAGCCGGUAGACAGGUUGCUAUGGAAACCAAUUCAGUCUCUUUAAUACCGUAUAGUGAAAUUAACCUUUUUUUAAAUCUUUUUUUUUUUUUUUUGGAGUCGUGUUUUUACUUCUUUUUAUGGAAAAAAAAAUGUCCAGGGCAUUGUUACGAUCAGAUCAGACGAAGAGCAGCCUGUAGACAAACCCUUUCAGUCUUUAUGGUUUUAGCAUCAGUUUUAACGUGUUAUUUGCACUGGUGAAAUAAACGUGUAGUACAAAUUGAAUUAAACUCUGCGUGAUCUUUAAACGUC